Maniola jurtina (meadow brown) is the source of this 1160-nucleotide messenger RNA. RefSeq lists its product as uncharacterized. The transcript is spliced from 2 exons. The coding region runs from base 234 to 1160 and encodes 308 amino acids. The record is from RefSeq and is a predicted model, not a curated record. Lineage: Eukaryota; Metazoa; Arthropoda; Insecta; Lepidoptera; Nymphalidae.
CCGCAUUUUCAUUAGGGGACAUUUGUAGCGCGACUCUGUCGCUCGACACGAAAUUCACGUGUCUCGCGCGAUGUCGCCCGACGUCGUCCGACGUCGCUUGGGACAUUUACGGGUCGCGCAACUUGUCGCUAGUCGAUGGUCUGCGAGCGUCGACGCGCGCGACUUUCGUGUCCCUCGACAGUCGCCGGACAGGCUUUGAGUGGUGAAAACGUGUGUCGCUUUGUGUUGCGAAAAUGGCAGUAGUGUGGUCCAACGAGAAUAUAUUGACCCUGAUCGAGAUGUAUCAAAAUUCGCAAUUAUUGUGGGACACUUCACAUCGUGAUUAUAAAAACAAAAUUAAAAAAAAUGAUGCAUGGGAAUCUAUCGCGACUACAUUAGAUAUACCUAGAAAAGACGUCGAGGGAAAAAUGCAUAACUUAAGGUCUCAGUUUCUCAGGGAGAGAAAAAAAAUUGCAAGCUCAAAAUCCACUGGAAGUGGAAGUGGGGAUGUUCACAAAAGUACCUGGUUUGCGUAUGAUUCGCUGCUUUUCCUAGUAAAAGGGUCGACAAGUUCAGGCAGUAUGGACACUAUGAAUACUCAGUCAUCCGAAAGUUCGGUGGCACUCGAAGAAAUACCAGUGGCAUCGCAAGUAUUAACGCAACCACCAGAGGCAUCAACGUCGCCGCCAUUACCAACUCAACCAAUACCGGUGCCGCUUCCAAAUACUCAAAAUAAAAGGAAAAAAGAUGAUCUGAGUGAGGUAUAUGAAAUAAUGAAGAGCGCAAAAGCCAGGAUGGAUCAACCAAAAGACGAAUUUCAAGUUUACGCCGACUAUGUAGCUUCUGAGUUAAGAAAUAUAAAGAAUGAACAUGCUGUGCUACAGGCGAAGUACUUUAUUAAUAAUAUCUUAUUAGAGGCUAGGAUGGGAAAAUACAACUAUGCAGAAUACCAAACGGGAAGUAAUUCAAGCCAUACUCAAAGUUAUGGAUACCGUUCUGCUCCUCAACAGUCAUCCUAUUCGACAAAUUCUGUUAAUGAUGAUAUAGUAACUGCUAAUGCUUCUCAUGUUAAUAAUGAUAAUGAAGCACCAACUGCACCAACUUUCACAGAAUUACGACAAAUUGAGAAUAUUGAAGAACUAGUUUCCCGCUUUGAAUCAGAAACGCAGAACAAAGAAUAA